AUGGGUAGUAAUCAGGAUAACGAAAUAGCAGAUUUUGAAAAUUUAUUAAAUAGUAUCAAUUUAACCGCUAACAAUUCCAAUAUUGACAAUGAUUUAUUUUGCUCAAUAAUCAGCGGUGACAUUGAUUUAUUAGAAAUAUUAGAUAGCGAUAAUAUAGAGUUACUAGAGUACUAUCUUCCUUAUAUAUUUUAUGUUGUAAUACCCAAUAACGAUUAUUUAUUCACAGAAGAUUUAGAAUAUUUAUUUUACAGUUCAAAAUUAUCAAAACUAAUAAAUAAAAUAGAUCAAUAUAAAUCAAUAGAUUACAACCAAAUUAACGAGUUUAUAAAUAAUCAAAUGCAAAUUAGAAAGAAACUAAGUCAUGUCGAUAAAAAAGAUACAUAUUUAGACUCAAUCAGUAAUCCAAAAUCUCACUUUGAAAAUGGGGAUGCAGAGAAAAAGCUUAGAUUGGUGUUGUGCGAUUUAAUAGCAUUAUUGGAAUAUACAGAGAUGCAACAGUCACAAACAAUCUCUAGAGAUACAAAGUAUGAAGCAUUAUUUUUAGAUACACAAAUUUAUUUCCACGAGUUAAACAUAAUACUACCAAUUAUAUGUUUUAAAUGUUUAAAAUAUAUUGAUUUUAAUAAAUUAAUAUUAUCAAUAUUGUUUUUAAAUAAUCAAUAUGGUUAUUUAGUAAAGGCCAAAAGAGUACUAUUCGACAUUUGUACAUUAUCAAGUUAUUGCUCAAGAUUUAUUAGAACCGAAUUACUAAACAGACAGCUAUUACCAGAUUUAGUAUUCUCCAUAACAUCACAAUUUAUUAAAGAUGAAAUUGAUAUUUUAAGUAAAAUCAUCACAAAUAGAUCAGAAAAUCAAUGGUUAAAAGAAUAUAUUUCAAAUAAUAGUAAAGAUCAACAGUCAACAUUCCAUGAAAUCAGAGACAGACUAUUAACAACCUUAAAGAAUAUUUAUAAUUAUCAAGAAAAAUUCGAAUCAUUACAAAAACAAUAUAUUAAUAGUAAUAAUGAAAAAAAAGAAAAUUUAUUAAAAAAAUUAAAUAGCAAAAUAGUCGAACAGUCUUAUACUGUAAAGCUAAUAAUUAGAUUAUAUUGUGGGUUUUCAGGUUUAUUAGGUGUUAAAAUGAAUCAGCAAGAAAUAACAACAUCGUUAUCAUUUUUAGAAAAAUCAAUUUUUAAAAAUUAUUCUAAAAUAUUUUUAUGCUUUUUAUUAGUUUGUGAAGGUUUAGUUAAAAGCAUCCAGUCAAAAAGUGUCGUUGGAUAUUUAAAUCAUUUAUCAAAGGUCGGGAAUUGUGAUGAGUUGCUAUUAUUAAUUUCAAUUUAUUUUCAUACACAUCAACUUCAAAAUAUAGCAUUAUUAGUUAAGAACAUUUUGGGAUUUAGACCAUCAAUCCAUACUGAAUCUUUAAAUCAAAUUGGUGAAAUUUUAACCAAAGAAAUUUAUACGGAAUCAUUAGUCGCAAAAAGAGCAAUUUCAUUACCAACAAUCGAAAAUUUAAAUUCAAAUGACCAAAAUAUCUCAAUUGUUUGUGUUUAUCAUUUAUUAAGUGAAAGAAUUUUCGAAAAAUAUGAAACUGAUGUUGGUCAAUGGGUAUGGACACAAUUAUUAAAAUCUUCAAAGCCAAUUCAUUAUUUAUUACCAUCUCUAUUGGAUCAGUUUAUUAAAAAUAUUAUAGAACCCAGCAUCACAACUUUUUAUAUGAAAAGAAUUUCAGAAAUUAGUAUAAUGAAUUCAAUUAAUUCAUCUUCAAAUAUAGUUAAGGUGUUAAUUAUUUAUUUCAUACUUAGAUUUAAUGAUACUCUUAUGAAACAUAAAACCGAACAAAAAGGAAAGCCAGUUAGUUUUUUAAUUGAAACAACACAGUUACGCGAAUACAAUAUAGAGUUUCUUUCAAAAUUGCCAAUCCAAAAUUGUAUUAAUUUAAUCCUUUCAAAUCAAUUGGACUACUUUUAUAUAAUUCCACCAUUUUUAUAUUUAAUUUCUUCACAAUUCCCACAGUUCUUUAAUGUUAAUUUAUUAUUAUUAGAAGAGGAAAGAUUAUCAAACCCAAUAGAAAAAUUAAUUUUUUAUCCUAAAUAUUAUUCAGAUAAAUCUACAAUGUCUGUUGAGUUUUUAAAAGAAUCUUUAGUUAAAACAUUAGAUAGGCCAACUUCAACUCAGUUAAUACUUAGAUAUUUAAAUACUUUAUCAACAGAGAGUUUAUUGGUAUACUCCAAUGUGCUGAUCGAAUAUUUAUUACCAAUCCUUGUAAAGAAUAGAAUUUUACCAUCUGUUGAGGGUCUAAUAUCAUCAUUCACCGAUAUUUGGAUGAGAGUAUUUUCAGUUAAUCAGACAUCGGUUGCAUUAAAAACCAUAAAUAUUUUAAUUUCGAUCGAUGGCAGUGGUACAAGUCAAGAUGGAGCAUCAUUUGAAAAUAGUGGUUUAUUAGGGUUAAAGUACACUUAUAGCGAUAUUAUAUCAGAUCCAUUAAUUGUUUUUAGGUCGCAUCCAACUGUAUUUACAUGUCCACCUCUAUUAAAAAUAUUAUUACAAAUUUUAUUCUUUUACAUGGUAUCAAGUAAAAAGAAUCUACAAAAUCAAAUUCAAGUUUCAACUACAAAUAAGCAAGAGGAUAUCUCAACAUUAAUUUUAACUCAAGAAUCAUCAAUUAUUCAGAUAUUGUUGGAGAUUUGUAUAAUAGAUAGAUUUAAUAGUGGAGACGCUAUUGGCAGUGAUUUUGGUGGUUCAAAUAUUAAACAAACUGGGUUAGUAGGAAUAAAUAAAAUUUUAAAAAGAGAGGGAUGCAUUAAUGAAAACGGUAUAAAAAAUUUUGAUGAGGUCGAUAUUGAAGAGAUUCGUUGUUUAGUUUGCAGUUUUAUUCACCAGAUUUUCAUCGACAAGCCGCUCAUUAUAAAAUUAAUACAUUUCCAAGGUUACUUGUCUCAAUUGUUACCAAUUACUGUAUCGUUAAUCCCAUCCAUGCAUAUUUGUUUUGAAUUCAUUCCAGAGCUAUUAAACCAGCCUUCUCUAGACAAGCAAAUAUUUUCAAUUCAAUUAUUAGCAUACCUUUCAGAGAAAUACCCAAUUCCAAAAUCAUUAAAGCUCUGUAGAUUAUCUCAAACUCGUAUAUCAUACAAUUUAAAUGGUAAUACAUUGGUUCAAGAAGAUAAAAUUAAAUUCCUUUAUUCAAUUCUACCAUCAAUCACCAGAAUUACUAAAUCUUUUCCUUUGGUAGCUGAGGAUUUUAUUCAAAUUUUAAUGGAGCAAUUACCAAACAAAAAUAAUUAUCAGCAAAAUUUAAAAUCCUAUAUUUCUUCAACUGAUUUUAUAUUUAAUUCAAAUUUAAAUAAUCAAAAUAAUUCAAAUUAUAAUAUUAAUAAUAAUAGCAAUAUAAAUAAUCAAGAUAAUGAUUUACAUAAUAUAAAUAUUAAUAAUUUUAAUAACAAUAGCAGUAACAACAACAAUAAUAAUAAUGAAUUUGAUAAAACAAUUUAUAAAAAAAUCACUAAAAAUGAAUCUUGGUAUAGUAUUAAACAAGAUACCUUAGAUAAAGUCCCUCCAAUCGAACAAGAGAUUCAUAAAACUAUACAAAUCAUUAUAAAAAAUUUAUCAAAAUAAAUCAUUAAAUAAAAAUUAAAUAAUAUUAAU
This is a messenger RNA of Dictyostelium purpureum, 3624 nucleotides long. RefSeq lists its product as uncharacterized. Bases 1 to 3594 code for a protein of 1197 amino acids. Gene Ontology annotation, cellular component: integrator complex. NCBI's taxonomy places the organism in Eukaryota, Evosea, Eumycetozoa, Dictyosteliales, Dictyosteliaceae. Gene Ontology annotation, biological process: snRNA 3'-end processing. The transcript is spliced from 7 exons. The record is from RefSeq and is a predicted model, not a curated record.